Messenger RNA from Nannizzia gypsea CBS 118893, 1554 nucleotides. Its product is annotated as transcriptional adapter 2. Gene Ontology annotation, cellular component: SAGA-type complex; nucleus. The record is from RefSeq and is a predicted model, not a curated record. NCBI's taxonomy places the organism in Eukaryota, Fungi, Ascomycota, Eurotiomycetes, Onygenales, Arthrodermataceae. Gene Ontology annotation, molecular function: transcription coactivator activity; chromatin binding; protein binding. Bases 1 to 1554 code for a protein of 517 amino acids. Gene Ontology annotation, biological process: chromatin remodeling; regulation of transcription by RNA polymerase II. The transcript is spliced from 3 exons.
AUGGGCGUCAUAAGGAAGAAGACCGCGGCGCGCGGCACAGAUGGAGGAACCAAAUACCACUGUGAUGUCUGCUCCAUAGACAUCACAUCUACGGUUCGAAUAUCAUGCGCCCACAGCGCAUGUCCCGAAUAUGACAUGUGUGUCCCUUGCUUUGCGCGUGGAGCCACCACAAAAUCCCACGAUCCUCGAACACAUCCGUACUCUGUCGUUGAGCAGAAUUCAGUGCCGAUAUACGAUCCGGACUGGGGUGCUGACGAGGAACUCCUGCUCCUGGAAGGAGCGGAAAUAUAUGGCCUUGGUUCGUGGGCAGACAUUGCAGACCACAUUGGAGGAUAUCGUACAAAAGAUGAAGUUAGAGACCACUACAUCAAAACCUACCUUGAAGGCUCCAAUUUCCCGCUUCCUGACUUGGCCGACCCACACGAUAAGUCAUUGCAGGAACAAAUACCCAAGGAGGAAUUCCAAGCACGGAAAAAACGGCGCAUUCAAGCCCGCAAAGAGGCUGCUAAGGCCGCGCCUCCUGCAACACCAAAACAAAAACCAACUGCAUCGGUGCCAGCCUGCCAUGAAGUUCAGGGCUAUAUGCCAGGUCGACUUGAGUUCGAGACCGAAUUUGCUAACGAUGCGGAAGAGGCCGUGCAGCACAUGCAGUUUGAACCCGGAAAUGGUCUCAAUGCGAAUGGCGAGAUGGACCCUGAAAUGGAGCUUAAGAUGACGGUCAAGGAUAUCUAUAAUUCCCGGUUAACUGCAAGAACAGAACGAAAGAAGAUCGUAUUUGAACACAAUUUACUUGACUAUCGCAAGAAUGCUGCUCAAGAAAAGAAACGAACCAAAGAGGAACGAGAUCUUUUGAAUAAAGCUAAGCCGUUCGCUCGGAUGAUGAACCACGAAGACUUUGAGGAAUUUACCAGAGGCUUGGAAUAUGAACAUAACCUUAGACUUGCUAUUGCACAGCUCCAAGAGUGGAGGACGAUGGGAAUCGGUGAUCUCAAGAGUGGCGAGAAGUAUGAGCAUGAGAAAUUACAGAGAGCACAGCGCUCUGUACCCCAAGGAUCCUUUGACCGCUUCAGCACCGCUAGACCAAAAGCUCCAGCCGGGUCGGAGGGUCCAUCUGCUGCCUCCCAAUUAACGCUGCCGGAACUUCCGCUCCGAUUGCAACGGCCCGGAUCCUCCAAGGCUAACCCCUCAGAACCGCCCCUGAACGAUUUCGACAAGGCUUUUGCGAACCCAAGCUUAGCUGGCACACCUGCACCACAACCAGUGAAGACUAAAUAUACGGUUCCGCUCAUCACCGGGUUGGUUCCCUGGAAGUUUGAAAAUGACAACUCACCAGAUCUGCACCUGUUGACAAAAGACGAAGCCGAGCUUUGUAACAUCUUACAUUUGAACCCAAAGCCCUACCUGGCUAUUAAGGAGCAUUUGCUUAAGGAAGCAAUGAAACAAGGCGGCAAUCUAAAGAAAAAGGAUGUCAAGUCGAUGUGUAAGAUUGAUGCGCAAAAAUCAAGCCGUAUUUACGAUUUCAUGGUCCACAGCGGGUGGAUUUCAAAGUCGUAA